Ornithorhynchus anatinus (platypus) is the source of this 1983-nucleotide messenger RNA. It is a transcript of the gene SERPIND1, whose product is annotated as serpin family D member 1. Gene Ontology annotation, molecular function: serine-type endopeptidase inhibitor activity. Lineage: Eukaryota; Metazoa; Chordata; Mammalia; Monotremata; Ornithorhynchidae. The coding region runs from base 261 to 1769 and encodes 502 amino acids. The transcript has 6 exons. Gene Ontology annotation, biological process: negative regulation of endopeptidase activity; blood coagulation. The record is from RefSeq and is a predicted model, not a curated record.
CCGCGUUUGGGCUGACGAGGCAGGUUUGGCGUGUUUGGUUUAGGGCUUGUUUACUCUGGAAGAUCCUCACGAGCCUCGCACCAAAGUUCACGAUUCAGACCCCCACCGGGGGCAUCUGAAGCUCCCGCAGCCACCGCCUCCGCCCGCCUCGCAGCGGCACCUGCUGAGUCCUUACUACAAGCCGGACGCGGUUCUGAGCAAGGGGGGCACCUACAGUCUCAGUCUUCACCGUCUUACAGACGAGCUCCGUCCGCGCCGGGAUGAAGCCGGGGCUCGGCUGGCUCGCCGCGACCCUCCUCCUGCAGGCCGCCCUGGGCGCGGGGCCCCAACCCGGAGGCCGGGCGGCCGCCCCGGGAUGGCGGCGGGCUGACAACGGGAGCGGCGGGGCCCCGCCCUUCCUGCCGGCCCGCUUCCACCAGGAGGACACCGUGACCGACGACCUCAUCCCGGAGGACGGGCGGGGGCGGGCCGGCGGGGAGGAGGAAGAGGAGGAGGAGGACUACCUGGACCUGGACAAGAUCCUCGGCGGCGACGGCGACGACGAAGACUACGCCGACGUCGUCGACGCCGCGCCCGAGGCGGACCCGGCGGGCGGGGCCGGGGGCGUCCUCCGCCUGUUCCAGGGCAAGACCCGGCUGCAGCGGCUCAACCUCCUCAACGCCCGCUUCGCCUUCCGGAUGUACCGGGCCCUGCGGGACGGCGCCAACGGCAGCGACAACUUGCUCCUGGCCCCCGUGGGCAUCUCCGCCGCCCUGAGCAUGGUGUCCCUGGGCCUGCGGGGCGGGACGCGGCGGCAGCUGCUGGGGCCGCUGGGCUUCGAGGACUUCGUCAACGCCAGCGACUCCUACGACGGCCGGACGGUCCACGGCCUCUUCCGGAAGCUGACCCACCGCCUGUUCCGCCGCGACUUCGGCUUCACGCUCCGGGCGGUCAACGACCUGUACGUGCGGAAGGGCCUCGCCCUCCGCGACGGCUUCCGGAGCCAGCUGAGGGAGUACUACUUCGCCGAGCCCCAGCCCGCCGACUUCGCCGACCCGGCCUUCGUCGCCGCCGCCAACCGCCGCGUCCGCGGGCUGACCAAGGGGCUGAUAAAGGAGGCCCUCGCCGACGUCGAUCCCGCCACCGUGAUGAUGAUUCUCAACUGCCUCUACUUCAAAGGGACCUGGGAGAACAAGUUCCCGGCCGAAAUGACGCACAAACGCAACUUCCGUCUCAACGAGCGCGAGGUGGUCAAGGUCCCCAUGAUGCAGACCAAGGGCAACUUCCUGGCCGCCAACGACCACGUCCUGGACUGCGACGUCCUGCGGCUCCCGUACGUGGGGAACAUCAGCAUGCUGGUCGUCGUCCCGCACAAGCUGGCCGGCAUGAGGGCCCUGGAGAGCCAGCUGACCCCCGGCGUGGUGGACGGCUGGAGGAGGAGCAUGACCAACAGAACGAGGGAGGUGCUGCUCCCCCGGUUCAGGCUGGAGAAGAAGUACGACCUCGUGGAAGCUCUCAGGUCCGUGGGCAUCACCGAUCUGUUCGACCAGAACGGGGAUUAUUCCGGAAUGACCGACGGAAAGAUCAUCAUCCAUCAGUUCAAGCACCAGAGCACCAUCACGGUGAACGAGGAGGGCACCCAGGCGGCGGCGGUGACCGCCGUGGGGUUCAUGCCCCUCUCCACCCAGGUCCGCUUCGUCGUCGACCGCCCCCUCCUCUUCCUCGUCUACGAGCACCGCACCGGCUGCCUGCUCUUCGUGGGCAGGGUGGCCGACCCCGGCCGGUCCUGACGGGCGAGGCCCGCCCCGGCCGGGCGGCUCCCGCCGGGCCACGGUCGCCCCUCCGUCGCCACCCGUCGCUCGGGGCCCCGGGGGAGGGGGAGGACGCCCCCCGCCCCAGGGGGCCGCGGGCGCCGGGGCCCGCCGCCGGAAGGCUUCCCGGCGAGCGCCCCCUCCGGGUCCUCCGACGCCCCGGGUCCGACCGAGUAAAGCACGUAGAACCCGA